GCUCCCAGGGAGUGAACACUACGCCAUGAGGAAUACCAUCUACUUUAUCGGCGUUGCGCUGGCCGUGGCCCUGAUGGGGGUCGCAGCACAGAAGCGGCCACCAAACUACAACCCGGCGAAGAUGCCCGACACAGACUUCGACUGCAGCGACAAGAUCAUCGGCGGUUACUACGGCGACGCGGAGACCGAGUGCCAGAUGUUCCACGUGUGCGUCAAAGUGCCCGGCAUCGGGGUACAGGACUUCCGGUUCCUCUGCCCGAACGACACGGCGUUCGACCAGGAGAACCAGGUCUGCGACGACUGGUACAACAUCGACUGUGAGUCCUCAUCCCUUUACCUCGGAGACAACUUCGAUUUGUUCCGGAUCGGUGCAGGCCAGGUGUCGUCGCCGAGGAACGCCGGGUCGCGGCCGUCGCCCACCCCCAUCGCGCUGGGCCCGUCCACCACCAGGCCCGCCGUGCAGCAGGCCAGCCAGGGCCCGCAGGCCGUGCCCCAGGGCCUGCCGCCCGCGCCGCGCACCAAGCCCAUCGCCUCCAACCACGCCGGCGAGGAGGACGACGACUUCUUCCUGCAGCGCGCCGACACCGGUGACCGCCGUCUGCACCACGGCACCAGCCGCGACCUCUUCAAGGGCUCGCAGAGCGGCAACUUCUUCAACAGCAAGAACGGUGGCAAGGACGACGACGACGACUACGAGCCCGACACCAGGCCCAACGCCUUCCGCCACAGCCAGAAGGCCAAGAACCCCGGGCCGCUGCCACCCUUCGUGCAGCAGUACCAGCAGCAGCACCUGCAGCAGCAGCGACCCGUCAACCAGGUGCAGCCUCAGCAGCGGCCUGCCAACAACAACAACCAGCAGCAGCAGCCGGCUCAGCAACAACCCCGUCCUAACAACAACAACAACUUCCAGCAGCAGCCCCAGCAGCAGCGCAACAACAAUGUCCAGCAGACGACGCAGCCGCCCCAGCGGACCUUCCCCACCACUCAGCAGCCCCGUCAGACCUUCCCCACCACACUGCCGCCGCGACAGAACUUCCAGCAGCAGCAGAACUUCCAGCAGCAGCAACAACAACAGAACUUCCAGCAGCAGGACGCCUUCGCCCAGAACAACCAGCAGCGCAAGAAGAAGGUGACCGUCCGGAGGAAGCUGGUCCAGAAGGGCGACCAGGACCAGGAGCAGAACUUCCAGCAGAAGCAGCAGUUCCAGCAGCAGCAGCCCCAGUUCCAGCAGCAGCCGAGGCGCUUCGAGGAGGACGAGGAGUACUUCAGGACGUACACGCUGGACCAGCACAGCAACGUGGACAGCCCCAACCAGGCGUUCGGGCAGCGCGGCAACUUCCCCGCCAUCCGCACCACCAUCGCGCCGAUCACCCACGGACCCACCGCGGCCUCCCAGACGCAGGGCUUCACGACGUUCACGUCGGGCGCGCCGACGACGGCGUACACCGCGGCCGCCACCACCACGACCGUCGUGGACGCGGCGCGCAACCACAACUACCAGACCAAGGCGCGCUACAACACGAUCCAGCGGUCGCGCGGCGAGCUGCCCACCACCGCCACCGAGUACUUCACCUCGCCGUCGACGCCCGCGCCCACCACCACCACCCAGCAGAAGCAGUACUCGCUGUUCUACGCCAAGCAGCAGCAGGCACAACAGCAGCAGCAGACGACCUUCCCGACCACCCCGCAGCCCUUCCAGCAGCGAGGAUCCUCCCCGGCCGCCACCACCACCACGGCCAACAACAACAACCGCUUCAACUACAACACCUACAAGCUCAACAACAACGGCGAGACCACGGCUGACGACUACGAGCACCCCGAGGAGCAGGAGUUCCUGAAGACGGCGCACUCCAACAACUACCGCGCCAGCGACUUCAACUCGUUCAACCGUGCCACCACGUACAACAAGGACAACGGCAACAGCGCGUACAACACCAAGGCCUCGACCAGCUCGGCCGCCGCCAACCAGACCACCGCGGCCACCAAGCCCAGCUCCGCCUUCCCCGUGUACUUCCCCACCAGCCCUCGGCCCGCGCCCUUCAGCCCCCCGCAGACCACCCCGCAGCCCCAGCGACAGGCCACGUCCUCGGCAGGCACCGCCGGCACCACCCAGCAGCAGACCAGCGCCGCCUACAACAACAACAAUAACAACAACUUCUACAGCCCGCAGAACGCCCCCAGGCCGUUCUCGCCGUCGCCCGCACCCCAGAGCUACUCGCCGACCAGCGCGCCCAGCACGGUGGCGGCCUUCAACAACCAGUUCAACAGCAACAGCAGGCCGUCGUCGCCCAGCAGAGCAUCCGCCGCCGCCGUCACCACGGCCGCGCCGCCGCCGCCCAAGAAGUACACCGCCAAGGUGGUGCAGAACCAGCAGGCCAGCCCCACCGCCGCCGCGCCGCUCAAGUCCACGGCCGCCGCCGUGGCGCCCAAGAACGACUACGACUACGCGUACUACGACGACAGCGACGCGGGGGCAUACGAGUACGGCCUCGACCCCAUCAGCGACUCGCACUUCGCCAAGACGCGCACGGACAGCGUCAAGAUCAAGAAGGACCAGUGAAGCAAGUGCAAGGCCAUAUUAUUGGGUAGGACAAAAAAGAAGCAAGAACUGAGGACGUGCCUCCAGGACGCUGAGGACGAGGACGGCGUCAUGACGUCAUGACCGCGAUAGACGCGCUAACGUCGACGCCGCCACGGCACGCGUCAGUCUGAGUGGGCUGUGUGUUAAAGUUUGUUGUUAUUGUGUUUUGAAAGAUAACGAAAAUGUCACAAAAAAGAGUCGGCUGGGCCGGAUGAGUAGGGAAAAAUUAGCUUGGGUUCCGACAUCAAAAUUAUGAACCGCCCUGGCAUAGGUGUAUCACAAACAAUAUUUUGCGAGAAACAAAAAUAGUGUUGAUCCCAAGCAGUGUGAGUGCUGUUGCACAGAGUCACUGGUGGCAAAGUAGGCAUCCCUCCGCCGAAAACAAUUUGACACAAUUUGAUGUGAUUUACUUUGUACAGAACAUUAUUCUGCCUUCUGCCCUUCAAAUUGUGUCAUAGUAUUUUCAAAUUUUGGCUGGAAGAGCAAUCUUUUUCUGCAUGAGUCCUUGGUGGCUGCAAUUACAAAAUGUACCUUUGUACGAAAGGCAAUGCCUUCCAACAUCUUCGUUUAUGACCGUGUUUGCGAACUAGUUUGCAGCUCAAUGUGUUCCUUAUUUAAUUUUUUAUGUACGAUUUUCUUGUAAUCCACUUGGAUAUUCUCUUUUAAUGUGUGUGAGUGUGUGUGUUUGUGUGUGUAUAUGUGUGUGUGAGUGAGAAUGAUGGGUUGAGGAUGUCUGCCAUAUUGGUUGUAACCCAAAAUGUUGAAAUUCGAAACAGUGCAAAAUGAAUGCUGUAAAAAACCAGCAAAUGAGCUUUGGAAUUUUUUGAAGUGCGCCAUCAAAUUAUGCAUGCAGUCUAGCGAAGGAAAAGUUACCAAACAAACGACAACCGAUGUGAGAUCUGAAGUCAUAACUUCCUGUUCAAAUAAGGGCAUUAGUACACAGACUAAUAAUGUAAGCGCAUGUAAGCUGAGGCAGAAUCGACAUGUUUUUAAAACAGUGUUUCUUACAGGCUGCAAACAGCUAGUGGACAGAAGACAGGACAAAAAUUAAUUAUACUUGCCUUGUGACAUAGAAGAGUCAUUGAGGGCAUCAUGAAAGUUCAGCUUUGUACAGGACUUCGACAUCUUUAGACUGAGAUAGUAUCUACAUUAAAAACUGCAUCAGAAAGUUACCAGAAAUAAAAUGUAGUGAUAAAAAAAGGAAACAUAGUGUUGCCAACAUUGUAAAUACUUAAUAUUACCUGGAGACUGUUAAUAAAUCUCUCUUUUAUAAAAAUUGA
Messenger RNA from Thrips palmi, 3861 nucleotides. RefSeq names its product alpha-protein kinase 1-like. The record is from RefSeq and is a predicted model, not a curated record. Gene Ontology annotation, molecular function: chitin binding. Gene Ontology annotation, cellular component: extracellular region. Lineage: Eukaryota; Metazoa; Arthropoda; Insecta; Thysanoptera; Thripidae.